Molecule: messenger RNA, 1572 nt
Organism: Cladocopium goreaui
Lineage: Eukaryota; Dinophyceae; Suessiales; Symbiodiniaceae
Source: the annotation of a GenBank genome assembly
AUGCAAGGAAAAGUACUACGCGACCAGCGGCUCGUGUGUAGAAUGCACAGGGGUCGGCUUGCCUUCCUGGCUGGUAAAGGCUGUGACUUAUGUGUCCAUUGGUGCCUUGCUGGCUGCUUUCCUUGUGGCCACUGCGUUCUUCGUCUACUCGUGGAGCCCGUCCCAGUGGCUCGAGGGGCGGCUGAAGUUGCUGACACGCGCCAUCUUCGCCCCAGGGGCCUUGGGCGACUGGCAGCAGCCCCCAUUUUGCUGCAGAUGUGCCAGCUGUGGAGCGUACUGUCUGCCCUGCUGGCCAGAGAUGAUGAGGCGUCCGGAAGCUUUUGGGAAUUGCCCUAUAUGCAGCAUGUACAGCUGGCUGUGGGCAACUUGCGCGAGGUCCUUUUUUUGCAGUGCUUCUUUGAUGGGAAGGAGGUGCGAAAAUCGCUGGCCUUCGCUACCCCUGUGGCGCCGCUGCUUCUUCUGCUUUGCUGCGUGUGCGUUGAAGUUUGGAAGCCUGGCUCAGGAGUCAAUGCGGCCCUGAAGAUCUUGACCUUGUUCUUUGUUGGCGGAGCCUCCACAUGUGCAGCCUUGAUCAGCUGCCAACGGGUUGAUGCAGGUGGUUACGCCUUGCAAGAUCACUUCCUUCGGCACUUGCCAGACCUCGGCUGCAGUCACAACAGUAUGGUACCAAGCGAAGUGGCUGCAGUGUUUUGGCCCUGUGCAGUGUGUUAUGCCAUCCUGAUCCCUUGCUUCUUGUUCUACCUCUACGUUCGGCAGCAUUUGGUGCUGCGCUAUACCCGGAUGCCUUUGGAGCUGAGCGACUCCAAGAGUGAACCUCUGGCACUGAGCCAGGAGGAUUUGCAGCGCCGCUUGGUGGCCGGCCUGGUGGCGUAUGUCGCCAUGUUGCAGCAAGGCAGCGUGCGAGUGAAACUACGAGAUGGCAAGGGGACAGUGGCCUUUUUCGACAAUGCUGAUGGAACAGCCAUGGAGCUGAACGUUGAAGCCACCAACGCACAGUUCAAGAUCGAAUCAGAGAAGCUGCGGCAUCAUUCCAUUACUGAAAUGCUGCUUGAGCGUUACACCUUGCAGCAGGUGGACGAAAAUGACCGAUUCUUGCUGGGCGCAAAGGAGACCCUAAUGAAAUAUUCCACCUGCCGCGAUUUGUGGAUGGAAGUGAUGCUGAAGCUGGUCACAGUGGCCAUUGUUCAGGCCGUUGCUUCCAGCACUGCGACGAAUAACCUGCUUGUCCCGAUGGGCAAAGUUCUGGCAGCCACGUUGGCGGUUGCAGCCACGGUAUGGAUGGUGCAGCCCUAUGCGCAACCACAGGUAAAUGACCUCCAAGUUGUUUGCUUCCUGGGUUUGGCUUUCGCUGCUAUUGGCUUUGGAAAUCACAACAUUUUGCUCAGUCGCGCAGCGCUGCUGAUGCCCCUAGUACUAGCGGCAGUGCAGCAGACGCAGCCUGAUAGCCCGGAGUUCUUGGCACAGCGCCUGUGGGAGGAACUUGUGAAAGAUGGCAUGCCCAAGGAGUCAGCCACCACUUUCAUGCUGACCCGCAGACAAUCCCAAGCGAUCAGCUUCAGCUUGGAAAAUUAG